UUUCUCUCCAUAACAAUUACAAGUACUACAUACAUACGUAUGAGAAAAAAUCUGUGCAAUUCGUUGUGUUGUCAAAAUUACAAUGCAUUCCAUCCGAGCUCGCAGGAGUCCGGCACACGGAGGUUAAUCGCGUAUAUAUACUGCGUGCACAUACGCACAGCAUAUUACAUCGUCCGCCAAUACCACACCACGACUAGUGCUCUCGCUGCUCAACCUCGUCGCUCCUCUAAACUCGCGUGCGUGCGCGAAAAGCUGAGCUUUGUUGGCCUGUGAAAUCUCGCGGAGCGACUGACACCCCAGCAGACCCGCUGCAACAGUUAUUCCUCGGCGUGAUUAAGUUUGAGCCAGAGGAUGGCGACUAUACUGCGUUCGCUUAAGUUCGUGCACAAGCUCAACGUCGGCCCCGGCGGCAGGAGGUUAGGAUCGGCAGCUCUGCAUAGGCUCAGCGGCACCCGGCCGCUUGGAGCCCAGCCACUGGCCAGCCUCAGCUCCGAGCAGCGGAAUUAUGUAACCAAUGUAGCCGUUAAACAGAAUUAUAACAAUCGAGGGAACAUUGACUUGAUGCUCAACGAUGUGGACAGGAAGAUCAAGAACUUUGGAAACAUUUAUAAGAAUGACGUGGAAGACCUUUUACAAGCUGUGACAGAGAAAGGUUCUAUAACAACCACACAGGCUCUACUUAUGAUCCGAUGUUGCGGUGAUUUUUUAUGCAGUGAAAGUUUGCAAACAAGGCAAGCAUUAGUCAAAAAUGUGUGGGAUACCAUAACAGGGUUGGGUCUUCAGCUAGAUAUAUCUCAUUACAAUGCUCUGCUGCUAAUCAAUCUUGAGAAUGAAACAGAUUUUUCUCCAUUAGACAUUUUGGUGGAAUUAAAAGAAAAAAAUAUACAGCCAAAUCGCGUAACAUUUCAGAGACUAAUUGAACAAUACUGCAACAAGGGAGACAUUGCUGGUGCUACUAAAAUUUUGGAGCACAUGAGUGCACAAGAAAUUCCUAUAAACGAGGUUAUUUUUAAUUCAUUGAUUAAAGGACACUCGGAAGCUGGAGAUGUACAGAGUGCAGUCAAAAUAUUGGAGAUAAUGAAGCAAGCUGGAAUCGAGCCUUCGUCACGAUCAUACACAGCCGUCUUAUGCACACAUGCCAAAAGUGGUGACAUAGAGGCUAUUAGAAAUACGUUAAAUGAUUGUAAAGAGAAAGAUAUUUUAUUAGCAAACAAAGAAAUUUUGGAAGUUAUUUACACUCUCGCACUUAACAAACAAUUAGAACACAUAGAUGAGAUAAUGUCUUUGUUACUAAAAGGAUCGACAUACAACAGAGAGGCCAUUCCAUUUAUCUAUAAGCUGAUUGAAAAAAAUCGUAUAGAAACAGCUUUUAAACUGUUAAAAUCAUUGGUAAAAAAUCCUUUGAGGCAAUCUGAAGACGAGAAAACUGACAGCGGACAGUUCUUCAUUAGAAAAUUGGUCACACAUGACGUGAAUCCCGAAACUGUCGUCAAGUAUUGCAAAAUUAUGCAAGAAGAAAAGUUAAAUCAAAAUGCAUUUAUUCUGGCCAUAUAUACUGCUUUUACAAAUGAUAAACAUCAUUUAGCUCUCCCAUUAUUGAAAGCUUUGAAGGAGUCUGGUGCAGAAAUAAGAGAACACUACUUUUAUCCACUUUUUGUUUCAUAUAGCAAAGUCAAUAACUUACAGGGUAUAUUAAAUACCAUGAGGACUAUGAUUUUUGAUUUUAAUAUUGCACCAUCAAUUCUUGCUGUAAAAGACUACAUAAUUCCAUAUAUGGUAGAAAAUCCUAUAUCCAACUGCAACACUUUAGUUGAAAACAAUUUGCCAUUUUCAGUUGCUGCAAAUUCCAUGUUGUUACAUUUACUCAGUCAGAACAAAACUCAACAAGCUGCAAAAUUCAUAGUGUCCACGAACAUGCCAUACAGAGCAAGAAUUAUGAUACGACCGCUCGUCAAUGCGUUAGAAUAUACCAAAGAUGUGAAAUCUUUUAUGAACAUACUGCAUUAUCAAUACAUACAUAUGUUGAAUGACAAUUACAACAACGAUGAUGAGAAUACUGGGGAGCAGAUUUCUGCUAAGCAAUUCGUUAAUAUAGCAUUGGUCAGAGCUAUUGAUCAGUUAUCGAAAUUCAACGCAGAAUGUAUUAUUGAAGUUUUAAAAGAAUUAUCGGAAAAGGGGAUAAACAUUGAUGAUCAAGCAGCUGAGAAAAUCAAGUCACAUAUAGGCAAAAAUUUAACCCCUGAAAUCAAUGAUAUCAUAAAUGUCUUAGUGUCCGGUGACUUGACACCCGUACCUUUGGAAUCAGUACAAGGAAGAAGAGUAUUUUCCAAUCAGGGAGAUUUGUCAGCUAAUUUGGAAAGUCUUCAACAAAAGGCUGAAACCUCUAUUGAAUUCAAAAUAAUAUUGCUUCAAACAUAUGCAAAACUAAGAAAUCACGAGGGAGUUGUCAAGAUAUUGGAGGAAAUCGAAAAAGAAAAUCCAACAUAUACAGUUGGUUUAUGCGCAUCGCUAGUUGAUUAUUAUUCAAGAUCGGAAAGACUUGAAGAUGCUGAAAAAUGGUUCAAAAAAAUGUUGGAAAUUAAUCCUGAAUGCAAAAUAGAUAAAGCUAAAAUUUUAAAUUAUGCAGAUCUGUUAUUAAAGAACAACCGCAUCGAAGAUGCUCUCGAAGCACUCACCGUUCCAGUGAAUGACGUGGACUCAGACAGGACUUACUUGUGCGAAAAAUUGCUGUCGACUGUCAAGAAAAAUUCACCAGAUCGUAUAGACGAAUUCUUCAACGUUUUGAAUGACAGGAGAUUCUUUUCAAAAGUCACCGUAUCACUCCUCGGUUCUCUAAUUCGUGCGCCUCUUGAUUCAGGAGACACAACCAAAGCCAUAGAGAAAUUUAGGUGGGCCUGUGAAAAUUUUAAAUUGACGCCCCAGAGGAAUAUACUAAUGAUGAAACUUAUCAACGAUGAAGAUGCCAAGUCACUGCAAUACGUGACGGAUCUUUGCACGCAGAUCUACGGUGAAAUGAAUGCUUUGUUUGAUCUAGCCAUAGCAUUCUUUGACUGUAACCGACCGCGUCAAGCCAGAAAAAUUCUAGAAACUCCUGGCCUGCGUUUAAGAAGAGAAAGAGUCCUGUACACAGCCCAAAAACUAAGUGAACAAGGUGAUACAGAGCAACUCGAAAAUUUGAUCCAAUUGUUGACUGGCCUGUUUUUCGACAUGGAUCCUCUAUACAUAUUGAUGUUGCAAACAUAUGAAAAGAAUGGCAAUUGGGAAAAGUGCUUGUCUUUGUGGACGCAAAUGCAGGAAGACAAUAUUCAGCCAUCUUCCGUAUUCAUGGGUCACUUGGAAAGAGUAUUGAGAAAAUGCAACCAAGAAAUACCUUUUGCUACUACUUCCGUCGAAUUUGAUGACGACAGUGGAUUAGUCGGAUCUAAAACGUUUCACGAUGCCUUGACCGCUGGCAACUUGGACGGGGCAAAAGAAAUUUUGAAAAGUAUGCCAAAAAAACAACAAGGUAGAUAUUAUUUAUCACUAAUCGAGGCAUGCUCAAAUGUAAAUAAUGUCGACAUGGCUGUACAGAACCUGAUAGAGAGUUUAGACAGUAAAAUAGAGUUAGAUAAUGAAGCUCAAUCAGUCAUUACAAAACUUUUCGCUCAACUCAUCGAGAACAAUGAUUUCGAUACCCUCUGUGAAAUUAUGUCCAAGUCCAACAACAUCGGCACUAGAAAGAUGCCGUUAAACUUCAUACUUAACAAAUGCUAUUUCGAAGCUGGUAAAUACCAAGAAUUAAUUUCGAAUUUAGAAAGAGUCCUGGAUGAUCCUUCCAAGAAGAACUUGGCAAUCAAAUCCAUGUUUCACAACACAAUAGCAGCCAAAGCGAUGCACAAUAAUUCAGAAGUGGAGGAACAGGUCAAGAAGUUUGCACAGAAAGCGAUUAGCGGCGAAAUUUACGGCCCUAUAAACACAGUGUGGAUUCACGAGUACCUGAAUGGUAAUUCUGAGGCUGAAAAAAUUUGGGAGGAGCAUCUCAAGAAGAACCCAUACUUCCACAGUAUCAGCGCAGUUUUUAUUUGCAAAGACAGAGGUGUCUGGUCCAAGAUUCCACAGCUAGCAGAGAAAUUGGCAGAGGCCAGCGCUCUUCAAUUCGACGAUAAGCGAAGGACUUUUGCGACAUAUUUUAAAUGUAUCUUGGAGUCUGAGGAACCAAAUAAAUAUGAAUUGGCAUACGAGUGCCUGCGUCACGCAGUCAAAUCGAUCGGCUUUGACAGGGUAAAUCCCAAGGUGAUCAGUACAUUAGAAGAAAAUUUGCCUAAUGGACCAAGCAUCCAAGCAUUAAAAACGGAAAAUGAAGAAAGAACGCAAGAAAAGGCGACCGGAUAGAUAACUAUUAAGCUGUAAUGUAAGAAUCAUAAUUGAAAAUAUCCUUUUUUAGUAAGUGCAAAGAUGAGAAGCUUGAAUAGUUUUGUACAAAAAUUUAAAAAAAAGAACGUAUAAGAUCAUGAUGCAUGAUUAUAGCCCAGUCAAAAGCUAAUAUUAGUAUCAGUCAAUCACUUGUUUUUCCCUAGAUGACAAAUAAUAUUAAAACAUAAAUUAGACUGGGAACUCUUGAUGUUACACUCCUCAUCAAAAAUGAGUUACCAAGUAACUUAAUCCUUGCAAUCAUACAAGUAUUCAAGUUUUUUUGAGUAAUAUUUGUCUGAAUGAACGAAUGUUGAUUUAUUAAACGUUAAAAAAAUGUAUAAAUGUUCUGUAAAUGUGACAUCAUAAAAUUACAAUCUUGUUAAUUACA
Messenger RNA from Nasonia vitripennis (jewel wasp), 4780 nucleotides. RefSeq names its product leucine-rich PPR motif-containing protein, mitochondrial. Bases 352 to 4371 code for a protein of 1339 amino acids. The transcript has 22 exons. Gene Ontology annotation, molecular function: protein binding. Lineage: Eukaryota; Metazoa; Arthropoda; Insecta; Hymenoptera; Pteromalidae. The record is from RefSeq and is a predicted model, not a curated record.